Messenger RNA from Necator americanus (New World hookworm), 282 nucleotides. RefSeq lists its product as uncharacterized. The record is from RefSeq and is a predicted model, not a curated record. NCBI's taxonomy places the organism in Eukaryota, Metazoa, Nematoda, Chromadorea, Rhabditida, Ancylostomatidae. The coding region runs from base 1 to 282 and encodes 93 amino acids. The transcript has a single exon.
AUGCCGCUCUGUCUCACCUUCAUCGACUUAGAGAAAGCCUUCGGAUCAGUUGAGACGGAAGCGGUCGUGGAAGCCUUGGACAACCAAGGCGUCCCUAUUCAGUACAUAAAGGUACUUCGAGAGUUGUACAGUAACUUCACGACAGGAAUUUUGCCAUUCUACAAGAACAUCAUCAUUGACGUGAAGAGGGGGGUCCGACAGGGUGAUACCAUUUCACCCAAAAUAUCACAGCCACCCUCGAGAACGCAAUGCGAAAGUUGGGAUGGGACGACAUGGGAUUGA